Molecule: messenger RNA, 1308 nt
Organism: Camellia sinensis
Lineage: Eukaryota; Viridiplantae; Streptophyta; Magnoliopsida; Ericales; Theaceae
Product: caffeoylshikimate esterase
Source: RefSeq, a predicted model, not a curated record
GAUCAAAUCCUCAACCUAUCCAUUACUCCACCUCCUUUUCCUUCUCCCUUUCAGUUACAAACUUCUCCAUUUUCUCUCUCCUUCUCUUCAUAUCAGAACAACAAUCCUAUCUUCUGUCUCAAAGCCCUCCUCAUGGCAUAUGAAAUUGAGGGCGUAAGAUAUGAAGAGGAAUUUAUACUGAAUUCAAGAGGAAUGAAGCUUUUCACGUGCAGAUGGUUGCCUGCAAAUCAUGAACCAAAAGCUUUGAUCUUUUUGUGCCAUGGUUAUGCCAUGGAGUGCAGCAUCUCUAUGAAAGGUGCUGGGACUCGGCUAGCCAAGGCAGGUUUUGGAGUAUAUGGGAUGGACUAUGAAGGACAUGGAAAAUCAUCAGGGCUUCAAGGCUAUGUGCCUUGCUUUGAAGAUCUUGUCACAGACUGUUCCGAUCAUUAUACGAGCAUUUCUGAGAGGAAGGAGAAUAUGAAGAAGUUGCGAAUUUUAUUAGGAGAAUCCAUGGGAGGAGCUGUGGCUCUACUCUUGCAUAGAAAGAAGCCAGCUUCAUGGGAUGGUGCUGUUUUGGUUGCACCCAUGUGUAAGAUAGCAGAUGAUUUGAGGCCAAACCCAUUGGUGAUUAAAGUAUUGACCAAGCUAUGCAGUGUCAUUCCAACAUGGAAAAUUAUUCCAACUCAAGAUAUUGUUGAUGUUGCCUUCAGAGACCCUGAAGUCAGAAAGGAGAUUCGGUCAAACUCGUACUGCUACACAGACAAACCACGGUUACAAACGGGCAAUCAACUAAUGGCUGUCAGCUUAGAUCUCGAGCAAAGACUUGACGAGGUUUCAUUACCAUUUCUAGUUGUCCAUGGGGGUGAUGAUAAAGUGACUGACCCAGCCGUGAGCAAGCUCCUAUUUGAAACGGCUUGCAGCAAAGACAAGACUUUCAAGUUGUAUCCAGGGAUGUGGCAUUCACUCACCUACGGCGAGUUGCCGGAGAACAUCGAUGCCGUGUUUUCCGACAUUGUUGCUUGGUUGGAUGAGAGAGUUGCAGCAAGGAAUGCCAAGUUGGAAUAUGAACAAAAACUUGAAAAUGAUAAAUUUCUCCAAGGCAAUUCCAGCAAAGAAGUUUUUGUGGUAGACUUGUAAAACUGCAAUUGGCAUAAAAUGGGUGAUGGCUUGAUUAAAAUGGUGCAAGCUAAGCUAGAGAUCCUAGUUAACAUUUACCAAUGUAUUUAGAAAAUAUAUUUAUAUAAUAUUUAGACAAAAUCAGAAUUUCAAUAUAUGAGGUAAAUUUAAACUUGGUGUGCUUUUCUAAACAUUUUUCUGAAUUUUUAUUUA